AGCUGAGUCCCUCCGGGCGGCGGCGCUGGGCGCUCAAGGCAGGCGAGAUGGAAGAGGAGGGCGACGAUACGGACCCCGCGGUGCUGACGCUCAGCCACUUCACGCGGCCUCCCUUCCUUACUUUCGGCACCGUCCGCAUCGGGACCUCGCGCUCUCGUCGCCUGGCCCUGGAGAACCCCGGUGACGAGCCCGUCCUCUUGGCCCUGUGCCGCCCUCCGCCCGCCCCGAAAGGCUUCGCCGUGGAGCAGCUCAGCUGUCUCCUGCAGCCCAGAGAACGCGUGUUCUGUUCGAUAGUAUGGACACCAAUGGAAGAGGGCAGAGUACGGGAGCUCGUAACGUUUGUUGUGAAUGAUAUUAUUAAGCAUCAAGCGGUUUUGCUGGGCAGCGCCGAGCAACCCGCGAAGAGGAAGAGAAGCCUUUGGGAAGCAAUGAAAAAGAGACCUCUAGCACAGCAACCACAGUAUAAGAAAAGACAGUCCAGCAUUAAAAAUGUGAACAAAACUUUUCAAAUACCCCCCAAAACAGAUAGAGUUAGAAGUCCUCUACAGUGCUGCGAAAAUUUGGAAGAGAGCAGAUGUAGUAGUUCACCUAAAGGAGAUUCCCUGAUCAUUUUAGAAACGAAAGUGUCUCUGUCUCCUAUUAGUCCCAUCCUGCAAGAAAACCAGAAUGUUACUUGCACCCCCCUAUCAGUGAGGAGAUCAACUACGUAUUCAGUUCUUGAGACAGUUGACUGUGAUGCUUUAUCAAAGGGUAUAAAAGAGACCUUUACUCUUAUGCCAAUGUGUGAUUAUCUUUUGGAAACAAAAUUGGAAAAUGCACAUAUUGUUCAGCCUGCGGAAACACAGAACACAAAUACAAGCUCAUUUGGCACCCCAGAGCAUCUGAGAAAGCCGUAUAUUACUUCAGACGACAAAAGAACUUUAAGUCUGGAUUCCUUGCCUGCACUGGAAGGUUCUGUGCCAAUUCUCUCACCUGAUCAGUUUUUAAAAGACAACCAAAUAGUUAUUGAGCCAGCUUCACAAGUAUGUAAACCUGUGUUGCCUUCAAGCUUGGGACCUUGUAUGUCAAGGUCUUUUCCCCCUAAACAGGAGAAAGAAAUGCUGCCAACUGUAACUUUUUCAGCUGAACCUCAUUUUCAAAACAGAGCCUUUAACGCUGCAAGUGAGGGAGAACUAGCAGUAUUUCACUAUGACAAAUGUGAACAAAAUCUCAGUUUUCCGGCUCACACAGCCAAGCAUCAGAUGCACCAGUUCCAGAAAAAAGAACCUCCCAAACGGCCUCUGCUUUCCAGUACUGUUAUCAAAAGUAAGCAAGGUCCCCUUGAAGGAAAAGGAGCACAGAUGCCAGAAUCAAAAUCUAGAAAAUGCCUUUCAAAUGCUAUACAGCAGUGUGUGGAUAAGGUUCCUGAAGACAGAAAAAUAGAAAGGCUGCCAUAUCUUCCUGUUAUAGAAUCCUUGUCAGGUGGAGUUGAUAGCCACAGAGCUGAAAAACCUGCUUCUUCAGAAUCACCUUCACGUAAUCGUAAAAGAAAAAGCAGAGAAUUUUUGGAAGAGAUUAACAGUGAAAGUAAAGAAUAUAUGGAUAAUUUUGAGACCAAAAAAUUCUCAGUUUCCUGUGAGUUAAAUGUGAAGCAAACAGAUUUGAAAACAUCAGUUCCCAAAUCAGCAAACAAAGAGAAACAAAGUCAGAAAAAGCGAGUUGGUUUCUUAUCUCAGAAAUCAAGGACUGCUAGAAAAACUUCUAAAAACUUAGUUCCAGUUGCACAGUCUCAGCUGACCUUUGUGAAACCAUUAAAAACAGGUCUCCCUAGGCAUCCGAUGCCUUAUGUGGCAAAGAACAUGUUUUAUGAUGAGCGCUGGAAAGAGAAACAGCAGCGAGGUUUUACUUGGUGGUUGAAUUUUGUACUUACGCCUGAUGACUUUACCGUGAAAACAGACACCUCACAUGUCAAUGCAGCAUCACUUAUUUUGGGAAUAGAAUCUCAUCAUAAAUCCAGUGUUUCAAAAGCACCGACGAAAGAGGAAGUUUCAUUAAGAGCGUAUUCUGCUCGGUGUAAAUUGAACAAACUCCGUCGCUCAGCGUGCCAUUUGUUUACUUGCAACGCAAUGGUUAAAGCAAUAAAAAGGCUGGAGGUUGAAAUUGAAGCCAAACGCUUGCUAGUUCGGAAGGACCGACAUCUGUGGAAGGAUAUUGGUCAACGGCAGAAAGUCCUCAACUGGCUUUUAUGCUACAAUCCACUCUGGCUGCGCAUAGGCUUGGAGACUGUCUAUGGUGAACUGAUAGCCUUGGAGAAUAAUAGUGAUGUAACGGGUUUGGCAGUGUUUAUACUCACCCGGUUGUUGUGGAACCCAGAUAUUGCUGCUGAAUAUAGGCACCCAACUGUGCCUCACCUUUAUCGAGAGGGUCACGAAGAAGCGCUGUCCAAAUUUACACUGAAAAAACUACUUCUGCUAGUUUAUUUUCUUGAUCAUGCCAAAGCAUCCAGAAUUAUUGAUCAUGACCCCUGCCUCUUCUGCAAAAAUGCAGAAUUUAAGUCCAGCAGAGAGAUAUUAUUGGCAUUUUCCCGAGAUUUUUUAAGCGGAGAAGGUGACCUUUCUCGUCACCUUGGCUUCUUGGGCUUACCAGUGAAUCAUGUGCAGACGCCACUUGAUGAAUUUGACUUUGCAGUAGUAAAUCUAGCCACAGAUUUGCAGUGCGGCAUUCGUCUUGUAAGAACAUUGGAACUUCUCUCAAAAAACUGGAGUCUUUCAAAGAAGUUAAGAGUUCCAGCAAUAAGCAGACUUCAGAAGAUGCAUAAUGUUAAUAUUGCCCUUCAGGUAUUAAAAGAUCAUGGAAUUCAGUUGAAAGAUGAAUAUGGUUCAGGAAUUGAUGCCAAGGAUAUUGUAGACCGGCAUAGGGAGAAAACACUGGCAUUGCUGUGGAAAACAGUGUUUGCUUUUCAGGUGAACGUUUUCCUUGAUCUGCAUCAGUUAAAAUACGAAAUAGAUUUUUUAAAGACCUUGCAUGACACACAAGUAAAGAGGGGUGCGCUGGAAUCUUCUGUUACCCUCAAAGUGAGAAAAGACAGCAGUAGCUUUUAUUUAUCUGAAAGCUGCAGUGAAAAUGUAAAGCUGUUGAUGGAGUGGGUGAAUGCUGUCUGUAUGUUUUAUGGCCUCCAGGUGGAGAACUUCACAGUAUCCUUCUCAGAUGGAAGAGUAUUGUGUUAUUUGAUUCAUCAUUAUCAUCCAUGUUAUGUACCUUUGGAAGCCAUUUGUCAGCGUACAACCCAAACAGUAGAAUGCACCAAAAGUGGUACAUUGGCACUGAAUUUUUCCUCUGAGUCUGAUGAUUCCCUGAGUCUGCUGAAUGAAACUUUUGGCCAAGCUGUAACCACUUCAGCACUCUAUAAAGAGCUCCUUGACAAUGAGAAAAAAAACUUCCAGCUGAUUAAUGCUGCUGUUUCUGACCUUGGUGGUGUUCCAGCUAUGAUUCACCAUGCAGAUAUGUCUAACACAAUACCUGAUGAGAAGAUGGUUAUCACCUACGUGUCAUUUCUGUGUUCACGGCUUCUAGAUCUUUGUAAAGAGAUCCGAGCAGCUCGACUUAUUCAGUCUGCAUGGAGGAAACACAUGCUGAAGAAAAAACUUGCUCAGGUACUUUUCAGUUUACCAUGGAAUUUUCUCUCUUACUAGAACAUCAAGCAAACCUGCAAUGCAGCCGUUGAAAUUCAGAAACAUUGGAGAAGGUAUUUGGCUCAGAAGGAACUUCAGANNNAAAAGCAAGUUUGAACUGAAAUAAUUGAUAACUGUUGUGAUUUCUCCCCCCAGAAAUACUGGAGAGGAUAUUGUACCAGAAUAAAGUAUCUGCGGCUGCAAUAUCAUACAGUCCUCAUACAAGCAAGGAUAAGAAUGUUGCUUUCACGGGCUGCUUAUAAAAAAGUUCUCUGGGCUGCUCUCACCAUUCAAAGGCGCUGGCGGGCUUCAUUGAGGACAAAAAAUGAUUACCAAAAUUACCAGAAUUUAAAGGUGUCAGCAUUUGUGAUUCAGUCUGCAUUUAGAAGAUGGAAAAUGAAACAGAAAGUGGAAGCUGAGCUGCUAUUGCUAGAGACAGAACUGGCAAAAAAAACAAGAGCUGCUGUUGUAAUUCAGUCAUGGUACAGGAUGAUCAGAGACCGAAGCAGGUAUUUGCAUGUCAGGCAAAGUGUUAUCCGGAUACAAGCCUGGUUCAGAUGCAUUGUAGCUAAAUUCGUUUACAAACAGAAGAAAGCAGGUGUAUUGGCUAUUCAGAAGUAUUACAGAGCAUACAGACUGGGAAAAGCUGAAAGGGAAACGUAUCUGCAGAAAUGUGCAGCAAUAAUAAUUCUUCAGUCUGCUUUUAGGGGAUUGAAAGCUCGUUUAUUAUUAAGGCGGAUGAGAGCAGUUUGUAUCAUUCAGUCAUUUUGGAGAAUGAGACAAGAGAGGCAAAGAUUUCUGCAUGUGAAACAUUCUGUUAUUGUGGUACAGUCAUACGUGAGAAAACAACAGCAGCUAAAAAGAUACCAAGCAAUUAAAGAUGCUGCCUCUGUUGUUCAAGCCAGAUACAGAGCUUACAUGGCUUCUAAAAAAGCAGUUACUUCUUACCAGAAAUUACGCCAUGCUGCUGUCAUUUUACAAUCUGCAUUCAGAGCAAGACAAGCUAGGAUGAAGGUCAACAUGCUGAAAUCUGUAAUAAAAAUCCAGUCCUGCUUUCGUGCUCAUGUUGCCCGGAAAAGAUUUCUAAACUUAAAACGUGCUGCUGUGAAAAUUCAGGCUUUUAUAAAGAUGAGGCAAGCAUGUAAACGUUACUGUGCAUUAAGAGAAGCAGCCAUAUAUGUCCAGCAAAGGUACCGUUCCCAGAAACAUGCCUUUCAGUUGAAAGAAGACUAUGCAAAACUUAGACAAGCUUGUGUAAAAGUCCAAGCUGUUGUACGAGGAAAUCACACUAGAAAAUGGGUGAAGAGAAGACAAGAGGCUGCGAUUGUACUUCAAGCCCAAUACAGAAUGAAGAGAGAGAGGCAACACUAUCUGAGCCUGCGUAGAGCUUCUGCUGUUAUUCAGAUACACUAUCGUGCCUACAGAGUGGGAACCCAUCAGAGGCAGAGCUUCCUGCAACUCAAAAAGUCAACUGUCAGUUUGCAAGCAGCCUGCAGGGGUUAUAGACUGCGUAAAACACUUCAGCUUCAAAAUGAAGCUGCUCUCAAGAUCCAGGCAGCUUUUAGGGCAUACAAUGCAAGAACGAAAUACCAAAUCAUGGUUCAAGCUUCCAUUAUGAUUCAGAGAUGGUAUAGGGCUUCCAGAACAACAUCCAAAAUCCGACAAAGUUUCUUAAGGACUAAAGCAGCUGUUAUUACCUUGCAGGCAGCUUCCCGUGGCUGGCUAGUAAGGAAACGUAUUCAGGAACAGUGGGCUGCUGUGAUUGUUAUCCAGUCUGCCUUUAGGAAGUAUAAAGCUCUGAAAAAGUUCACAAUGACAAGAAAUGCUGUUCUAACACUUCAACGGCAUUACAGAGCUCUAAUUUCUGGUAGAGAACAACGGCAGGCAUAUAUUCUGCUCCGUACCUGUAUCAUACAACUCCAGGCAGCUUGGAGAGGGAGUAUGGUAAGAGAGCAAAUAAAACAACAACAUCAGGCUGCAGUAGUCAUACAGUCCUACUAUAAGAUGCACAUCAGUCGAGAAAAGUUCAAACGUUUGAGACUGGCUGCUGUGUCUAUUCAGAGAUGGUAUCGUGCUGUUUUCCUAGCCAGCUGCCAAAGGCAGGAGUACCUUGCACUAAAGGAAGCAACGGUUAAAAUCCAGGCAGUUUACAGGGGUGUGAGAACCAGGCGAAAACUUCAAUGCAUGCAUCAUGCUGCUGUCUGUAUUCAGGCAAUGUUUAAGAUGCAUCAAGUUCGCACUAGAUAUCAGGCAAUGAAGCUAGCAACAGCUGUAAUUCAAGUAAGAUACAGAGCUCUUUGCAGAAGCAGACAGGAACAGGCAAAGUAUCUGGAGCUAAGAGAGGCUUCCGUUAUCCUUCAGUCUGCCUACAGUGGCUUGAAGGUUAGACAAGAGCUAAAAACUUUGCACCAGUCUGCAGUUUCUAUUCAGUCAUUUUAUCGAAUGUACAAGCAGCAGAAAUCUUUCAGACAGUUAAUUACAGCGGCAAAAUUGAUUCAGCAGUGGUAUCGUGGUUGCAAAGAGCGAAAUGUUCAGAUGGACAAAUUCAGGAAGAUAAAGAUUGCUGCCCUCCAAAUUCAAUCUGCAUUCAGAGGCAUGAAAGAAAGGCGCCGUUUGAAAAAGAGGCAUGCAGCUGCCACUACUAUUCAAAGGAGAUUUAGAGGUUUUCUUCAGCGGCAAAGUUUCAUUUCUCUUAAAGCAGCUGCUGUGACCAUUCAGAGGAGGUAUCAUGCUACAAGACUAGCAAAACAGCAGCGCGACAAGUAUCUUCACUUCUGUAAAUCUGCCGUCAUCGUGCAGUCUACCUUCAGAGGCAUGUUGGCCAGGAAACAUGUGAAGAGAAUGCAUGUGGCUGCUACCAUUAUUCAAGCAACUUUCAGAAUGCAUAGAGCACAUAGUCAUUACAGAGCUGUGAAGCUUGCUUCUAUCAUAAUACAGCAGCACUACAGAGCAUACAAAGAAGCUAACAACACAAGAGAACUAUACUUGAAGCAGCGCCACUCUGCUUUAAUUCUUCAGGCAGCCUAUAGAGGAAUGAAAACGCGACAUAUCUUAAAGAAGCGGCAUAGUGCUGCAGCAGUCAUCCAAAGUCACUUUCGCAUGCACAGGCAACAUUGUUCCUACAAAAAAGUGCAAUGGGCAGCCAUAACUGUACAGACCAGAUUCAGAGCCUAUCAACUGAGCAAGCUGGUAGUCCAGCAGUACUCCUCUGCUGAGAGAGCUGUCACUAGCCUUCAGAUGGCUUCUUGCACGAUGAAGGAGGCAAGCUGUCAGGCAAGGCAUCAUGCUGCUGUUGUGCUUCAGAGGAGUUUUAAAAUGUGGAGAGACCGUAGAAGAUACCUUGCUUAUCAAGCAGCUGCUGCCGUCCUUCAGAGACGAUACAGAGCACUGAUUUUGUCCAGAAGGCAAGCUCGAGAAUAUCUUUGCCUUCGUGCAGCGACUGUUUGUAUUCAAUCUUUCUACAGAGGUUUUAAAAUACGGAGAAAAGUUCGACACAUGCAUUCUGCAGCAAGAGCAAUUCAGGCAGAAUUUAGAAUGUAUCGGGAGAGGCUCUCUUACCAGAGACUGCGGCACGCUGCUGUCACCAUCCAAAAUUACUAUCGUGCUUACCUAAAAGGGAAACAUCAGCGAAAGGUAUACCUGGAGGUAUGGAAGGCUGCAGUGGUGAUUCAGGCCUCUUACAGAGGUAUGAGAGUUCGGAAAGAACUGAGAGCCAUGCACAUCUCUUCAAGUGUCAUCCAGUCUCUUUACCGUAUGCAUGUGCAGCAUAAACGUUAUAAACAGCUAUGCUGGGCUGUGAUAACGAUUCAGUCUGCUUAUCGUGGAAUGGUAGCACGCAGAAAAGCAAAAGAAGUUGACAUGGCAAGGAAAAUUCAGCCUUAUGUUCACAUGGCUAUGGAUAGUGAGAUUACUCAGUACAAAACUGCAGCUGUUACAUUACAGGCUCUUUACCGGGGAAAGAAAGCCAGAGUGCGGUACCAGAAAUACAGGAAAGCUGCUAUUGUAAUACAACAGUAUUUUCGAUCUUUCUUGGCCAUGCAACAUCAAAGAAGGGCUUACUUACAAACUCUGAGGAGCAUCGUUGUUGUUCAAGCGACUGUAAGAGGAUUCCUUGAACGUCGAAGGGUUUGCCGAAUAAGAAGUGCAGUAAAAAUGCAGAUAUUGGAACAGAAAUGGCAACAUUCCCUACUUCAUUUUGCAGCUUGUGCAUAUCAUCAUCUUUCUGCUGUUAGAAUUCAAAGGGCUUAUAGAAGUCAUCUUCUCUGGAAGCAUGAACAGAUGCAACUUGCUUCUGUUUUGUACAUUCAGAGAUGGUAUCGUGCAAAGGUACAGAGGAGGAAAUUCCUGCAGUAUCGUGAGAAAAUUAUUAAAAUUCAGAGAGUGGUGAGGAAAUGGAUGAAGCAUAAAAAUGCAAGUUCAAGUAAAAUCCAGACAGGUGUGAGCCAAAAGACCUUAAAUAAUGGAAUAACUAAAUUUCAGGCUUUGUGGAGAGGAUAUUCGUGGAGGAAAAAGACUGACACUGAUGAAACUAGAGCUCUGCGCGAUAGUUUGGUGAUGGCCAAUAAAGAAAGCAAGGAAGAGAUGAAGCUAUGUAAUAGAACUGCACUUGCCAUUGAUUACCUUCUAAAAUACAAACAUUUUUCAUACAUUCUGGCAGCUUUAAAAGACCUGGAGGUUGUAACCAGAUUAUCUCCUGUUUGCUGUGAAAGUAUGGCCCAAACCAAAGCAGUUGCCACUAUUUUUACUUUGAUUCGGAGCUGCAAUCGCAGUGUCCCUUCUAUGGACGUUAUCAGAUACUCAGUUCAAAUCCUGCUUAAUUUAUCAAAGUAUGAAAGGACAACUCAAGCUGUUUAUGCAGUGGAAAAUUCAGUAGAUACAUUGCUGGACCUACUUCAGAUGUACCGUGAGAGAGCUGGUGACAAAAUUUCAGAGAGAGGUGGAAGCAUUUUUACGAAGACCUGCUGCCUGUUGGCUCUUCUUUCCAAAGAUUCAACCAGAGCAUUUGAGAUGAGAAGCAUCCCUCGAGUGAUUGCCCGCCUUCAAAGCUUGUAUAAACUUACCUCUCGUAAACAUCGAAUGGAUGCCCAAAGAACGCUUGUCAAGCAGAGGACAAGUGCAUUCCGAAGUGGUCACUGCUCUGUCCUGGUCACUCCUGUAAGAACAAAAAUAAUUUCUAGGCAGAGGCCAGACUGGGUUUUAAGAAAAGAUAAUAUGCAAGAGAUUGUUGAUCCUCUGCAAGCAAUUCAAAUGGUGAUGGAUACACUUGAAAUUUCUUAG
Gekko japonicus is the source of this 8927-nucleotide messenger RNA. It is a transcript of the gene ASPM, whose product is annotated as abnormal spindle microtubule assembly. NCBI's taxonomy places the organism in Eukaryota, Metazoa, Chordata, Lepidosauria, Squamata, Gekkonidae. Gene Ontology annotation, molecular function: protein binding. Gene Ontology annotation, cellular component: spindle pole. Gene Ontology annotation, biological process: mitotic cell cycle; establishment of meiotic spindle localization; spindle organization. The record is from RefSeq and is a predicted model, not a curated record. The transcript has 25 exons.